Molecule: messenger RNA, 3069 nt
Organism: Aspergillus uvarum CBS 121591
Lineage: Eukaryota; Fungi; Ascomycota; Eurotiomycetes; Eurotiales; Aspergillaceae
Product: 1-phosphatidylinositol-4-phosphate 5-kinase
Exons: 3
Coding region: 133-2733 (866 amino acids)
Biological process (GO): phosphatidylinositol metabolic process
Molecular function (GO): phosphatidylinositol kinase activity
Source: RefSeq, a predicted model, not a curated record
GCUCGACCAAAAAGGACAUUUCGGCUUUUGGUCAACAGUCGACGCAUAUCACCCACAAACGUCGACUCCUCUUCCCCCCCCCUCCCCUUGUCCUUAUCUCCGCCUCCUCCCCGGCGGUUCGACCAACUGAUCAUGCCAUCGUUUUCCAACGACGUCGCCGCCUACCCAACAGCCACCGUUACGGCUACACACCCUCGGCCAUUCGACCCAUCGCAAGGCAAGCCCAACGAGAAGAACUCGGUGGGGAAUACGUUUCUUUGGACAAAUUGGCCCAAUGGCGACGCUAAUCAUCUGGAAACUCCUUCGAACGAUCGCCAGCUCACAAACGGUAGCGCCUUUGCCCUGAAUGGUCCGCGAUCCAGCGCCAGUUCAUAUACCCGGGAAUUGCCUCAUUCGAAGGACGGUAGCAUGUACUCAUUAGGAAACGGGUCAGCUCGAGAUCCCAAGGAGGAUGGUCGGCCCUCAGCGAACCUGGAACGGAAUUUAUCCGACAAAUCCCUGGACACGGUCACAGGGGCAGGUUCUCCGGCGGCAUCGAUCGCAAGCCAACACAUUAACGGCACACUCAAUUCCCGAUCGCUUAAUGGAAAACCCUUGGUAAACGGAGAUUUCAACCGACAAUCAACCGACGAGUUUCACACCCCGGAAUACGCAGGCAAUGCAUCGGCGACCCGUUUAUCCACCUCUCCACCUGACGACGCUGGCCGUCUUUCUCCCGAUCCCGAUCGAUUAUCUCCCUCGCAGAAAAGCCCUCAUCGCUAUUCUUCCCCUCCAGCCCCGGAAAAUGGUAUUUCGCCGGACCAAAGCAACACCAGUCUUCGCCAUCGACACACAUUACAAGUCCCGCGCACAACGAGCGGGCGCCGUGGUAGUCGUGAUCAGUCGGAAGACAUGGCUUAUAGUAGCGGUCGCCUGUCUCCCACCACCGGAACCCGCCGGACAUCCUUUAGCCUGGCCCGACGGGCUACUCGAACCAACCAGUCGGAAAGCUUACAAGACGAAGCAGCUCCCGACGAAGAUGCAGCCCGCUGGGCAGAAGCCAUCAAACAAAGGCGAGCCUCGAAACGAAGACGUCGGGACGAGGACGAUGAUGAUCGCGUCAUCGUAGGAACCAAGGUGGACCAGAACCACGUGAAUUACGUGACGGCCUACAACAUGUUAACCGGAAUUCGUUUCACUGUCUCGAGGAUUAAUGCCAAAAUGGAUAGGGAGUUGACUCCCGCGGACUUCGAGGCGAAGCACAAAUUCUCGUUUGACAUAACCGGCAAUGAAUUGACGCCUUCUGCGAAGUACGAUUUCAAAUUCAAGGAUUAUGCGCCCUGGGUUUUCCGGCACCUGCGAGCAAAGUUUCGACUCGAUCCAGCCGACUAUCUGAUGUCACUCACAAGCAAGUACAUCCUGUCGGAGCUGGGGUCUCCGGGCAAGAGUGGAAGCUUCUUUUACUUCUCCAGAGACUACAAGUACAUUAUCAAGACCAUCCACCACUCCGAGCACAAAUUAUUACGCAAGAUCCUCCCCGAGUACUACCGGCACGUCGAACAAAACCCAAACACCUUGAUUUCGCAGUUCUAUGGUCUUCAUCGUGUUAAGAUGGCUUAUGGGCGAAAAAUCCACUUUGUUGUCAUGAACAACCUCUUCCCUCCGCAUCGCGAUAUCCACCAGACAUUCGACCUGAAGGGUUCCAUGAUUGGCCGUGAUCUGCGCGAGGAGGAUUUGGAGAAGAACCCGCGAGCGACCUUGAAGGAUUUGAAUUGGGUUCGGAGGAACCGCGAGAUACAGUGUGGCCCGUCUAAACGCGACUUCUUCCUCGCUCAAUUAAAGCGAGAUGUCGAAUUACUAAAAAAACUCAAGAUCAUGGAUUACUCACUAUUAGUGGGAAUUCACGAUGUAGAAAGAGGCAACGAGGAAAAGCUCCGCGACAAAACCUUGCAAGUUUUCCAACCGGGGGGUGAUCGCGAGGAAGAUGCAAACCCCAACAUGUUGAUGCGCACACCGUCCAAACUGGAAAACGAGCGCAAGGCCCGAGAACUUCGGAUGCUCAUCAAGCGUGAGCGUCCAGUCCCAUUAGACCAAGCAACUGCGAAAAUGCCCGAUGAGAUUCUUGACGAGAGGAAAUACCACGUCUUUUACGCCGAUGAUGGAGGGUUCCGCGCCACUCAUGAGAACGGCCAGCCUGGCGAAGAGAUUUACUACCUUGGCAUCAUCGACUGCUUGACUCACUAUGGAAUGGUGAAGAAACUAGAGCACUUCUUCAAGGGUCUGUCCCACGAUCGCACUCAAAUAUCGCCAAUUCCCCCAGAAAGUUAUGGAGAUCGUUUUAUCAACUUCAUCAAGGGUAUCACCAUGUCAAAAGAAGAAGCACAGCGACAGCGGGAAGCCAAGGCCAUGGGAGAACCGUCCACGGAAAGAACACCUUCUGUCGAAGAGACCAUGCAAGCAGCAGAACGAGAGGCAUCGAGGGAGUCAUCCAUUGUACAGCCUCGAACCCUGACGACGGUGCGAGAUCCUAACGACUCCGGCGUUCUUGCACCUUCGACACUUCCGAUUGUCGAAGAAGCAGGCGAGGCCAGCAGCCUUGGUGGCCACAGUUCACACAGCCGCCAUGGCCCACCUCUUCCCGAGAAGGACCUGCCACCAAUUCCCCACCAGAACGGUGCGCCUGUAGUCGGCAAAGGGAAGGGGGUCGUUCGCAACGGGCAGCCUGAAAUGGUUUCUGUCUCUGGCAGACAAUAAACCUCCCCAUUGCUGAUUUUGAACCGACUUUUCAUGAUAUCCUCGUUCGCAGCUCUGCACACCUUUCGCAUCAUAUACAUACCCUGGCGCCACGGAUCAUCCGCUUUCCUGCACGCGACGCAUCUUCACCUAUCCACAUCAUUCCUAUAGUCCUCAUGUUGCCACGAGUGAUGUUAACUCCAAUCAUACCAUCGGGCGCCAGCCCCUAUGGUCAGAAUCCCUGUUUCGACAUCUUGAAUACGUUCCACUACCUUCUUUUGGUCACUAUAGCGGUAUUAUCCGCUCAAUCAACACAUUCUUUCCCAUCAUUCCCACCCGGCAUAGCGGACACAUCUG